This is a messenger RNA of Calidris pugnax (ruff), 4592 nucleotides long. RefSeq lists its product as uncharacterized. The record is from RefSeq and is a predicted model, not a curated record. The coding region runs from base 341 to 925 and encodes 194 amino acids. Lineage: Eukaryota; Metazoa; Chordata; Aves; Charadriiformes; Scolopacidae. The transcript has 2 exons.
UGCUGCGUCUGAACCCACUUCUGCCUGAGGAGAAGGACAUCAUCCUCCGAGGGGAAGGAGGAAAGUAGGGGGAAAGCCGCCGAGCUCUCCCGGAGGGAUCGCCUGGCACCGGAGCAAAGUUUCCCGAGCUCGUCGAAGAGAGGGGAAGAAGCAUGUGAGAUCCUUCUCAUCCCAGAGCACAGCUGGGUUACAGCCCCGGCCCUGCGGGGAAUAGCCACGGUUCUGUCAUCCCCGGGUGAAGGGGGGACCCGGGACACCCGCUCUCUCCAUCCCCAGCUCCACGCUCCUGCCCAGGGAUUUCAAGACAGCAGGAGACCCUUCUCAACACAGCGUGCAUCCCAUGAAAACUGAAGUGACCUCUGAGACUCAUCUCAACAUGUUCAGUGAAAAGAGCAGUGCCUCUUUGUCCCAGAAACCCAUUCAGAAAAAGACACGACCUCAGGGCCUCCCCUCCCCUGCCCUCUGCUGCGCUUGUGGACUCUGCAUCAUGCUAGCAGGGAUCAACAUCACUUUAGUGGGAGCAUUUGCCUUUGGGACCUUCCUCCCCAUGAACAACCCUCCCAUCAUCAUCGGACCCAUCUUGCUGGUGGUGGCCUUCACGUUCUUUGGUGCCUGCUGCAUCUGCAGCCGGAGGCCCCCAGCUCACGGGGCCAGGAAAUCCAAACCAGGUUCCAACAUUGGGCUCAUCAAACCUGGCAACACAGCCUUUGAAAUUGAAACUAGUGAGCACACGGUGCAGGAUACCACCGCCGUUCAGCUCAGCCCCACAAAUUCCCCUAUCUCCUCGAAAAAGUCCACCCCGGUUCACGAGAACGCGAAGACUUGCAAGCUCUUCACCAUGGAAGGCAACGGGCCGGUGGCCAAGUACAGCACGGGAGGAGAAGCGAUACAGCUCAACUUGCCCCGGGACCUGGCCGCAUCCUAAAGCCGGGCAGAGCUUUUGUUAGCAGCCAGCCAGAUGCUGCUGCAAUGGGUGGGCUGGAAAUCCGUGGGUGUGGGGAAGGUGCUUAUGAAAAGCCAGCAGACAGACAGGUCUUUCUGAAUCCAUUUAAGGAAGGUGGAUGCAAUAGCAGAAAAAAUUCCCCGGAUUUUUGCUGCAAGGAACACGCCCAUUACGUGGCUUUAAAAAGAAAAUUGUUAAUGAUGUUGCUGUGAAAGGAUGACUCUCAGUUCCUGGGAAUACACCUGCUUUUUGGGGGAGCAGAUAGGAAGCGGGGAAUGAAUUAAUUUAUAAUUCCAGUAUAACGUGGAAAUGUGAUGGCUGGAAGGAGGGGCUACAUAGCGCUGACAAAUGAUAGCUCUUUCUUCUCAGAAGUGAAGCAAUUCUUGAACGUAAAAGAAGCAGGAAUGCGGUAAAUUACAGCUCGCUGCCACUCAGUCACAAGAAGAUUUCAGCAUUUUUAGUGCCAGGCUUUUUGUCAGCAGGGACAAAGCUAUGUGUUUGCUAAUGAAAAAGCAGUGUGAAACAACCUCCCCUCCCUUGAAAAUCCUUGGCCCAUCUUGCCUUCACUUGGGUGGCUUUCCCACCCGUUCUAAGAGACAACACAUCACAAGGAUUGCAAUUAGCACUGGUAUUUUCCUCUUCUUUUAAUCAGAUUGGGCUGCAGCUGUGCUGCUCAGAGCAGUAGGUACCUUAGAAGGUCAGCCAGGCUGAAACCUUGGCGACGAGCUCUUGGAAUAACCAGAGAUUGGCAGGAGCCUGCAAGCAGAAUCCUUGGGCAAUGAUUGAUUAUUUAUGGAGUACUAGGCAGCUUCCUUUCUAUCUUUUUGUAGAAGGCUGGCCUGGGACACACAUCAGGUUGGGACAAAAGGCAAAUAACUUUAUGGGCUUCAGUUUAGCUGUGCUGGAAGAUGGUGACUGUAUCUGCUUCCCCUAAGUGGCUGAGAGACCCAUUACACAUGGUGGGCAACCAGGAGAGAGUGGAUUCCCUUGCUGCAGGAAACUGGCCACUCAAGGAGCUCAUGGGCUUGCAAAGCAAUGGGAAGAUAAUUUAUCAAGAGCUGUUCAACACAAAGACACCACCUCUGCCUCGGAAAGACCCUCACCUAAUGGAUCAUUGCUGCAAAGGCUUUUUGGUUCCUGGGUGACCCUGCCUGGGAAGAUGGUGUUGUGCUUACAGGCCUUUGCUCUGGCUCCUGUAGAGGCUGUUCACAUGUUUUAUGAGAUAUGGGACCUGUGUGGGGAAGGACAGUUGUGCUGGGCAGGAGCAGUAUGUGAGGAGGCAGCAGCAGGAGUGUGAGUGUAGAUUUUGAGUAGGUUCUCUGUUUAUGUAAAUCCUGUAGUUCAAAUGGGGCUUUUGGGACUUUGAGUGACUAGGAAGUCAUAUGGACACAAGAGUGACCAUAGGAGACCAUUCCAAUUAGCCCAGAGUAUCCCGUUUCAGAUGAGGCCAAGACCAAGGUUUGGAGAAGAGCAUAAAGACAGGGCAAAACCAGGCUGUUGCUUGUCCAAAAUGGUCUCCCAGCUUCUGAUGUGCUAUUUCUUAGGAGUUUCCUGAGCUGGAAGUGGUGCCAGCGUUUAGUAACCCUGAAUGGAUUUCUUCUUCAGGAAAUAAUCCAUUUGCGCCUUGAGUGUCUGUCAGCUUUCAUCAUUUGUGAUCCUGCAGCAGGGAGCUGUAGAGUUUAAUGAGAGGCUAUAAAGUUCUCUAUCCUUGGCUUAGUUUCCUCCUGCACCCUAUUAAUGCCCUUUCAUGGCCCGCAUUUCCCAGAUUAGAAGGGCCAGCAAACAGCCCAUAAGCCCCCCACCACUCAGGUUUUUUUUGGUGGGGGAUUCUAAUGCUUCAUAAAAUAGUUCAUAGUUCAAAUUUCCUUUAGUCAUCUCCUUCCUAUGGUACUUCACAUCUCCUGUAGCCAGAUGGAGGUAACGCUUACCAUUCAGCCCAGCAUCAGUGGUUUGCUAGGCUGAUGACAACACAGCCCUGAGGUGUUAGCCAGCAGAAAUGGGUGUACGGAGAGCCAGGAGGGCUGAAAGGGAAAUGCUGGAGGAGAGGUAGAUGUUGUGACAUGGCCAAGGCUCCCCCAGGCCACCAGCAGACCUCUGCAUGGCCAGGUUGUGAGAGAUGUGGCUAGUGUGCUGCAUUAUGUGAUGGCAUGUGGGGUCAUGGGGGAGCUGGAGAGAAGAGCCACGGUGCUGUACAGUCCAUGCAUGAGGUGUCCUGGUUGCUCUGAGGAGCCACUGUGCAGCUGAUGGCCCCUUCAUGAGCUCGGCUAGGAAGAGGUUGAUUUCAUUCCUUCAUGAGAGGUAACCAAACACUCUGUCUUAAUGUGGGUCCUCUUGAGUGCCCCAGCAUUUUUGCUGCCUUGAGCAGCUUCUUCUACAUCAAGGAAUUAUGUCUGUGAUUUUAGCAGGGCUGGUCUCCUGGCUAGGAGGGGCAGAAGCAGGCUCAGGAGAAGGAUACUUGUGUGGGUUCAAGUCUUUUGUACAGCCUCUAGGUCCUGGGAAAAAUCAUUUAAUUGUGCUACUGCUCAGCUCGCUGCUUGUGCAGGAGAGAAAAUACCUGCUCCUAACUCCACUUAAAGCUGCUUUAAGGAUGAACACAUUGCCAAGCACCACAGUUGGUAUUAGCACACCUGAGUCUGGAGAUUGCUUGAAGGUGGAUGAGUGUGUAUGGUCUGAUCUCUGCAUGAUCCCCUCUAGAGCUCAUUUCCAUGGAUGAGCUCUGCUUCCAGCACCGGCUGCCCUUCAGCACACAGGAACUGCUGUACUGAACAAAAGGCUCCCAUGAUUUUUGGCUGCCGGUGAUUGCUGCAGCAAUUAAACCAAAUAGCUCGCUGAUGUAGGCUUGAUUCCCAGGUUGCUGGCUCACCAGCCUUUUGGAACAGCACACAACAGGCUGAAAGUCCUUUAGAGGUAUUGCCCAUGUGAACAUGGUUACUAUAGCACAUUUCCUUGAGCAUUUGGAGUGAAAAAAGUAGAAAAAUCAAGUGGUAACCAUACAGCUCCUUCAUCUCCUUGCUGAAGGCUUGAAAAGCAAGUUUGGUGUGUGCAUACUGGAAUCACUCCUUACUGCAGCUGCACCCUGAAAUGCUACCAGUGAUGGAUAAUGCAAUGGCAGAUCCCAUAGGAGUCAAAGGCAAAGGUCCCUUGGGCAGGAACAGGGGGCUUUGAGGGCCAGCUAGGAGUUCGGUGUGGUUCACACUUGCCUUGUGACAUAGCCAGCACCAUACGUGGAAUCCCAGCACGGUCCUGGGUCCUGGCACAGCCAGGGUCACUCUGGGAGGUGACACUCCUGGGACCCAAGAGACGAUGACCAGUAGAGGUGGCACGUCGGCAAGCGGAGGUGUAGGACCAGUGAGAUCCCUUGGUGUGGUGGGUCUGUACGCCAAGCUGUGACCCCAACUGCCUGCCUCCACAGCAAGGUGGGCAUGGGAACAUCUGCUGCCUUCCAAAGCAUGAAUGCCCUGCUUUUGCCUUUUUCUGUCUUUCAGGAUUUCCAUGUCUGUCUGUCUGUCUGCCUCCGUGAUCAGCCGUGACUAAUGUUGUUGUGAAUCUUGUGCCUCCUUGUGUAGCAGGAGACAGGGAGAGUUUCUUGUGCUCCAAGUCAGAGUUUCCACUGUGAGUCUUUUUUUUUUUUUUUUUUAGUUACUAUUUA